Messenger RNA from Vitis vinifera (wine grape), 856 nucleotides. Its product is annotated as eugenol synthase 1. Lineage: Eukaryota; Viridiplantae; Streptophyta; Magnoliopsida; Vitales; Vitaceae. Bases 159 to 713 code for a protein of 184 amino acids. The transcript has 2 exons. The record is from RefSeq and is a predicted model, not a curated record.
UCAAAUAUCAAGCAUUCGAAGCUCCAAAACGCAAAAUCGAGUGGCCUUCAAUUCAAGAUCAAGCAUUCGUGAACUUGUGAACUUGAGCCAAGCCAAAGUUGCCGAGACAAGUCAAGUCCAAGCACAAACUGAAGAAUCCAAACCAAGGUUCGAACUGAAUGAAUGCUCAAGUUAAUUUUCUUGCAAGAAGAAUCGGAGGAGUAAAUAGAGAUUGUGCAUCAUCCCCCAAGGUCGAUUCGAAUUUCAAAUUUGGCACUAAUUUUCCUUUUAAGAAAAAUUUGUGUACAGGCGCAAUGUCCGAAAAGAGCAAGAUUCUCAUCAUCGGCGGCACCGGCAAAAUCGGAAAAUUCAUUGUUCCUGCCAGCGCUAGGUCUGGUCAUCCUACUUUCUCUCUCGUCAGAGAAUGCGGCCUUUCGAAUCCUGCGAAGUCGGAACUCUUUGAGAGUUACAAGAGCUCCGGCGUGACUCUGCUGUAUGGAGAUCUGUACGAUCACGAGAGUUCGGUGAAGGCGAUCAAGCAAGUGGAUCUGGUGAUCUCUUCGGUUGGCCACAUGCUGUUGCCGUAUCAAGAUAGGAUCAUUGCUGCCAUCAAAGAAGCUGGAAAUGUCAAAGUAAAACUCACGCAAUCUCUCCUCUUCUCCUUCUCAUUUCCCUCUCUGCUAUGCAAAUCCAAGUACUAUGAUAUAUAUCUAUAUAUAUAUAUAUAUAUAUAACUUAGAGAUGAUAAAGAGUGUUUAAAAGUGUAUGAAAGACCACAGAUGAUCAACAAUUUUGUGUUGCUAGAUCUAUGUUAAUUCAGCGAGGUUGGAUUGAAUUGAGUUUCUUUUCCAAGGAAAAAGUACCAUAAUCUACUCAA